Molecule: messenger RNA, 1566 nt
Organism: Hymenoscyphus albidus
Lineage: Eukaryota; Fungi; Ascomycota; Leotiomycetes; Helotiales; Helotiaceae
Source: the annotation of a GenBank genome assembly
AUGCCAUCCGAUUACUUCUCCCAAGGAGGAGCGAAUCGCUCCACCACUUCCGCCAACAUCAAACCCCAUUCGCAAGGUGAGAUUGAGACCAACCCCAUCAGUCCUCCACUGCAGACCUCGAACAAGCCAAAGGCAGCGAAACACGUCGUCCACAGCAGUAAUCGCAUACACACUCGGGUACCGUCCAGUAAAGCGCUACACAAGCUGAACAAGGCGCCGGCGCAUGGCAAUGACGAGUCGCACACGGAUUUGAAGAGCAAGAGGAACUCGUCGGCGACCAAUUUACGAAAGAACGCAAGCCAUGUCACUCUGAAGCGUAAUCGAUCUGCGGCCGAGGUCACCAAGAAAUCCAAGUUGUUGCAGUCGAAGGAGAAGGAGAGAGAGAAGGAAAAGAAGGCGCCCGCGGCCGUCCAUUUCGAGAUUGGCGAUCAGGACGACGGUGCAUGGGAAGAAGCAAGCAGCUCGGCGUCCCCAGCCCUGUCGAGAGCGCCAUCUCGCAGCGGCCCAUCUUCCGCGAAGCUAAGCGCAAACAACUCUCACGCAAAUUCUCCUCGUCCGAGUCGCCAUCAAUCGCCUGUCAGAUCCGAAGCGAAUUCAGCUGCAAAUGGAUCGCGUAACCAUAACGCAGAUGCGAAAAUCAUUACGGAACGAUUGCUUCAAAGGACCCCCUCACAUACGGCCACGACGGCAAAGAUGUCGCUUGCAACUGCGCUGCCAGCUACUUCAUCGCAAUCCCCUGACUCGCCGAGUAAGAUUACUCCCUCUACUUCAAAUGGAACACCGCAAGUAGGCAGUAGUAAUCCGGAUAUGGCACCACAAUUUGUCACGGGUUCCGGAACAUCCAGCGACAACUCCCCCUUUCUUCAACAGCAUGCGAUCCCGAAGGGCGAAGAUGUGAAGCGGGCACAAUCGAUGGGAAACCUCAAACGACAAGAUUCCUCCGCCCGUGAAACGGACGAGGAUGAGGAGAGCGCGUUACUUCCUCGAAGCCGAAAGCCUUCUAACGGUUAUGCAUACAAUCCUCCACAGCAAUCACGCACACAACAGAAGUUGUGGCUCCAACGCGCAAGUUCCAAUAUCGAACCCGCACAAAUGGCAGCUGGAGUAGGUAUAAAUGGUAUGGGAGCCGUACAUGCUGGAUUUGGAGGCUCGUCUCUUGUAGGCGCUGGAUACGACGGAAAGGACCCUCGAAUUAAAUUACAACUUGAGCGAACUGGUACAGAAUAUCUUGUUGUUAGACGUCACCAAGAUCCCGUUGGUCUCUCAUUGAACCGAUUGAAUCAACUUCCUGGCGCAGAGAAAUAUCGACGUAUACCACAACAACCAUCACACAAUUCGCGAAGAAGCGAAGGUGGAAAUGGUAGUGCCGGAAGAUAUGGAUUGAGUCAGAGUAUGAGGGAUUUACGAAAUGGUGGCGCUAGUAGGGGAACGACUGUUCAUGGAAGCUUCGAGGCAGAUGUAAGUUUGGAUGGACUUAGUGGCGCUGAUGAGGGCGAUGAUAGUGUGAGUGCUAUUUUGAGAAGUAUGUGGGACAAGAGCUUUGAUAUGAGUGCUAGUACCGAUUGA